AUGAGAGUUGUCUUCAAGAGUCUGUUGUUUUUACUGGGGUUUUUCUCAGUUCAAACGAAGGGAGGAACUGAAGUGAACAUAGCAACAUGGGGCAAAGCCAAUCAAUCGACACAGGCCUACAACUGGUAUCCCUCAAACGCUCUGGAUGGGAAAAACUCCACCUGCACUCAUACAGAUGUACAGAGUGACCCGUGGUGGAAGCUGGACCUGAUGAAGACGUACAGUGUGAACAGAGUGACCAUCACUAACAGACACGACUGCUGUAGUUACAGGAUAAACGGGUCAGAGAUUCGGGUUGGAAACAAUUCUUCAGAUCUUUUCAGAAACCCUGUAUGUGCUGUAGUUUCUUCUAUUCCAGCAGGAGCUACCUACAGCUACUCGUGUGGUGGGAUGAAGGGACGUUACGUUACUGUGAAUAUUCCUGGAACUUCAAAGAUUCUGACUCUCUGUGAAGUGGAAGUCUAUGUGAUUUUUCCAGGUAAUUUGGCAACAGGAAGAACCGUUACACAGUCAUCAACCUAUGGACUGUGGUCUGCAGAACAGGCCAUUGACUACAAUCCAGGUUUCAUCCAGCCAUCAUCAUCGUGUUCCUCAACCAAUAUUCAGACUAACCCAUGGUGGAGAGUGGAUCUGAGUUCUGUGCACCGAGUUAAUAGAGUCAUCAUCACAAACAGACUAGACAACUCUACAGAACGAAUAAACGGAGCACAGAUUCGCAUCGGAAACUCUUUGGAGAACAACGGCAACAGCAAUCCCAUAUGUGCUGUGAUCUCUAGCAUUCCGGCUGGUGUUUCCUCCACCUACACCUGUAAUGAUAUGGAGGGUCGAUACGUGAAUCUGUUCAUUCCUGGAUAUUCAAAGUGUCUUACUCUGUGUGAGGUGGAGGUCUAUGAAGAAGAUCCUUCUGUCCAGGAAGAAUCUUGUGAAGAUGAAGUUUGAGUCUGUGUGAACCUCCAGCUCCUGUCACCGUCAGCCCUGGUGGAACGAGGGUCUCAACCGCACUAAAAGGAACUGAUGUUGAAGGAAGCUGUGCCAAGUCAAUGUUUUCCUACAAACACUGUAAAACAGAGAAGGAAUAUUGAUUUUGAAGUAAAUUAUUCAAAGAAAUAUGCAUUUAUUUGGUAAUUUGCUUUGAUGACCACAAUAAAUUUGUAUGUGAAAAUGUAAAAUGAUUGGAUCUUCAGGAAUUAGUGCUACAUUGUAAAGUCCAUCCAGUGUUAAUUUCACUGACGGAAAAUAUGAAUCAACUUGUAUCAGGUGUAGGUGUAAUAUUAGGUGUGACCUAAUAUAACUUCAUAAAGUGUCAGAGGACUUAGUCCAUAAAAUAAAUAUAGUUCUUAAAUGUG
Messenger RNA from Carassius gibelio (silver crucian carp), 1346 nucleotides. Its product is annotated as fucolectin-7-like. The coding region runs from base 1 to 939 and encodes 312 amino acids. The transcript has 8 exons. Lineage: Eukaryota; Metazoa; Chordata; Actinopteri; Cypriniformes; Cyprinidae. The record is from RefSeq and is a predicted model, not a curated record.